AUGCUUUGUGCUGACGGUUCGGGUCCACGAGAAGGAUCGAUUUCUAUAGAGCGAAUCGAUCAAGCCGGAAAGUUGCUGAAUGAUGGCACCCAACCGUUGGCAAAACGUUUCCAAGCCUUGUUCUUUCUGCGAAACAUUCGAUGCGAUCGAUCGGUGAGUUGGAUAUCAAAAGGAUUCUCCGACCCAUCGGCUCUUUUGAAGCAUGAACUCGCCUAUUGCCUUGGGCAGAUGGAGAACAAAGCCGCCGUCCCGGAAUUCAAAUUUUUGGAACCAAUGGUUCGUCAUGAAGCGGCUGAAGCCCUUGGAGCUAUCGGUGACCAUGCUGUGAGAGGCGUUCUUCAAAGUUAUUGCAAUGAUCCCAUGCCUGAAGUUGCUGAAACCUGUCAGCUUGCCCUGCAGCGUUUGGAUUACGUUUCGAAUGGAGGAAAAACCACUUCUCCAUACGAUUCAAUUGAUCCGACUCCCUCGGCUGAAACAUCCGAUAUCGCUCAACUUCAGGAAACUUUGACAAAUGAGAAGAAUUCGUUAUGGGAUAGGUACAAAGCAAUGUUCAAGUUGAGGAAUAUUAGCACGGACGAGUCGAUUAAAGCUUUAGCGUCAGGUCUUUAUUGUGAGGACAGUGCCUUGUUUCGACACGAGAUCGCCUAUGUGCUGGGUCAAGUGCAAAAUGCGACAGUUAUCCAGGAAUUAAAGGAUCGUUUGAUGCUCUCGAGUGAGAACUGUAUGGUGCGACACGAGUGUGCUGAGGCAUUGGGAGCAAUUGCUACGGAUGAGUGCGAAAAGAUUCUCAAGGAAUAUGCAAAAGACAACGAGCAAGUCGUUCGUGAAUCUUGUGAGGUGGCGCUCGACAUGGCCGACUACGAGAACUCGGAGCAAUUCCAAUACGCAUCACACUACUUUGAUCAGCCGACAAUCGCCCCAUCGGUGAGCACCCAGUCCACCGGUUUGCCCGUUUCCUCAAUCCCACCCACAAUCACCACUCAAUCAAUCUCAUUAACAUCAACGUCAACCACUUCAACUCCAUCAUUCACUGGAUCAACGACAAUCCGGCCAUACUAUACCUCACCGGCGCCUGAUCCCUUCGCGAUCGGGACACUGAAAAUCGGAUUUAUGGUGGCGGACGGCAUUCGCCCAACGGAGAUCGGUUUCUCGCAAUCGGGCGGUGUCAUCUCCAUCGCUUUAGACGAGAUGCGGCGUCAAAAUAUUCUCAAUCAUUGGAACAUUGAAUUCUAUCUAAAUUUCACCGAAUGCAACGAGACAACGGCAGCGGGGACAGCCGUCGAAAUGUUCACGCAAACGAAAGUUGAUGCCGUCAUUGGACCACCGUGUAAUCAGGCGAUCUUCCCAGUGGCCGUCCUCUCCUCAUUCUACCAAAUCCCGCAAUUCGUUUGGGGUUACUCGAAUGCGAAUGCGUACGCGAAUGGAAAUCGUUUCCCGUAUCUGAAUGUGAUUACGCCGAACUCAUUACAAUAUGGUUAUGCUCUGGUUUCAAUCAUGCAAUUGUACAAUUGGAAUCAAGUUGGCAUCGUUUAUUCGACUGACGAAGUAGCUUACUGUGACAAUAUGAUUGCUGACUUUGAGACAGCAGUCGCCGAUCCAAUCGUCUACGGAGUGGAUAUUACGAUCAAGGCAACCGUUGACAGUCUUAAUUCGACGAGUUUCGAUCCAGUGAUGUCGAGAGUGAAACAAAGGGCAAGAGUUGUUUUGUUGUGUUUCAUGUCCGACUAUCGAUAUCGUCAAUUUUUCAUUUCGGCUUAUCGAAAUAACAUGACUGGACCGGAUUAUGUGUAUAUUGGGCUAAAAAUGGGUGGAUACGGCUUCGCGCAAGCCAGCUAUGUCAACUCGACGAGCGUUGAUCGAUUCUCUGACGGCUCUGUGCCGAUUUGGGUGGAUGGGUAUCGAAACAAUGUGGAUGGGCAGAACAACAAUGCCAAAAUGGUUGCGUCAAGGAUCUUGAUUUUAGACAUUCAACGAUCAAUGUUGAGCGUCUCGGGGAUGAAUGCGGACGAUUAUCGAUAUGCUGUGCUUACAAAACUACGAGAUUAUCCAUUCUAUUGUGGGACGGUGAAUUGCACGAACAACAUUGACACGGGUGAUGGGGUUGCUGUUUACACAAGUUAUUUCCAUGACGCUUUUUUUCAAUUCGCUCUCGUCGCCAAUGCAAGCCUUGCCAACAACAAUAAUGUCUAUGAUCCGGUGAAAGUCAACAGCUAUGUCUCGUCGACAAUCUCGUCGUUUCAAGGCUAUUCGGGCUUUGUUGAAAUGACCAGCAAUGGAACGCGUCUCCCACAAUUCUUCCUCUACGGUUUAGAUCCAAAUUAUCAACAAAAACUCUUCCUCAACAUUUCUCCGAUUUCCGACGAUUCUUAUUAUAUGUCAGUCACUGAACUCUACACGAGUGAGACUGGAUCGAUUUGGGCGAAUCGCGGUGGGGUGAGGCCAUUGGCAAAGCCGGUUUGCGGAUUCACUGGCGAUGAGUGUCCACAAAGCGUUUGGCAGCAAAGCGGUGGGUACAUUAUUGGCGGCGGAGUGUUGCUGAUCGUGUUCAGCAUUGCGCUUAUUUUCCUCGCGAUCUACUUAUACUAUCAGAAAAAGCGGGAGCAGGAGCGCCUCGACGCCGAGUGGAAAAUCCCGCACUCGAUGCUCGAGACGCCAAAUAUGAGGGAAAUCGACAAAUCAAAGAUCUCACUUCAAUCGGGCAACUCAGGCAACUCGAAAAACACCCAAGGAACGCAGAGGACUACGAAAUCGACAUCGACAAUGAAUGAUAAAAGCGUAUUUUUCCUUUCUGGUGAGCCAGUGCAAACGAAAACCCACCAUCAGACGGCUUACUUCACUGAGUUUGAUUUUAAACAGUUUAGAGAGAUGCGAAAAAUGGAACACGACAACAUUUGCCGUUUUUUGGGUCUUUGCAUUGAAGUUGCACCGCCGAUGUCAGUGUGGAAAUUUUGUGGACGCGGCUCGUUGGAUGAAGCAAUCAUGAAAUCAUCGCUCGAGUUCGACGGUUUCUUUAUGUAUUCCCUGAUUCGAGAUAUUGUUGCCGGAUUGGCGUACAUUCACAAAUCGACUCUGCAAAUGCAUGGACGAUUCAGUUCUCACAUUUGCAUGAUUGACGAUCGAUGGCAAUUGAAGAUCAGCGGCUUUGGGUUGACGUCACUCAAGGAAAUCAACAGUGAAGAAGCAUAUCAAGGUUUACUCUGGACUUCACCCGAGAUUCUUCGCGGAAACGUUGUCCGGUCGAAAGCCGCUGAUGUUUAUGCUUUCGCCAUCGUUGCCUCACAGAUUGUCACAAGGAAAAGCGCUUUUAAUUUCGAGAAUCGACGAGAGAGUACAGAAGAAAUCGUUUAUGCCGUGAAAAAGGGGUUGAAUCCGUUGAUGAGGCCGUCAAUUGAAGUGCCCGAUGGAGUGGAUUUAAGUCCGGCUAUUAUACAUUUGAUUCGAGAUUGUUGGGCAGAAAGUCCCGAUGAUCGUCCGUACAUUGAAACAACAGAGAACCUCGUGAAAGCGAUGAAUAUUGGAAAGAAUCAAAAUCUGAUGGAUCAUGUGUUCCAAAUGAUGGAAUCAUAUGCAGAAACAUUAGAGAAAGAAGUCGAAGAUCGAACGAAACAAUUGAGUGAGGAGAAGAAAAAGAGCGACAUUCUGUUGAAUCGCAUGUUGCCAAAACAAGUGGCCGAACGCUUGAAAUUGGGUCAAUCAAUUGAGCCGGAGAGCUACGAGAUGGUCACGAUUUUCUUCUGCGAUGUUGUCAAAUUCACGAAUUUAGCCGCUCGAUGCACUCCUUUACAAAUUGUCAACAUUCUCAACGACUUGUACUCCACUUUUGACACUGUUGUUGAAAAGCAUUCCGUUUAUAAGGUGGAAACAAUUGGAGACGCGUAUCUUUGUGUUUCUGGAUUGCCAGUGCGGAAUGGGGUUCAACACGUGAAGAAUAUUGCCGAUAUGUCGCUUGAUUUCUUGGAAACUGUAAAGGGUUUCCGAAUCAGUCAUAUGCCGACUGAGAGAAUUCAAUUGAGAGUCGGAAUGCAUUCAGGGCCUUGUGUUGCCGGGGUGGUUGGGUUGACAAUGCCGAGAUACUGUCUCUUUGGUGACACAGUCAACACAGCAUCACGAAUGGAAAGCAACGGGAAACCGAGCAUGAUUCACGUAUCAGCAGAGGCUCACGAUUUGUUGCUGAAAUUCCCAGGAUAUAUAAUGGAGGAACGAGGAGAAGUUAUCAUAAAAGGUAAAGGAGUCAUGGAGACUUUCUGGUUGCUCGGCCGAAACGACAAUACA
Mesorhabditis belari is the source of this 4272-nucleotide messenger RNA. The record is from the annotation of a GenBank genome assembly. NCBI's taxonomy places the organism in Eukaryota, Metazoa, Nematoda, Chromadorea, Rhabditida, Rhabditidae.